AUGGAUGGGAUUUUGCUCGAGUUCAUCGAGUGUUCCAUUCACCAAAUCCUGUUCCAUCGGGGCGUGUAUCCAUCCAAAAUAUUUGGGUCCUGGCAAAAAUUUGGCGUGCCCGUCAUGAUUUCCGAGCAUCCUUGGGUCAACCAAUUCAUCCGGGAUCAUUUGCGGGAUUGGAAGCAAUUGCCGCACUCGAAUGACGGCGGCACUUGGGAUCUGCUCAUCACCCACGGUUCCGUCGUCUUGGAACGCUAUGUGUUUGAUAUGAAUGUUGAAGGCUGGUUGGCUCCGCAAACAAAGGAUGCUUUGGACAUGAUUUGCUCUGGCCUUUUGGACCAUCGCUUUCGAGCCUUGCUCUUGAAACUGACCUCGGCCAUGACAAAUUUGCCGCCCAUUGAACCUAGUUUGGACCGAGAUGGACUGUCUUUCACGUUUGAAUGGCAUACGAGUCAAAGUGGCCUCGACUUUCCUCCGAGUCAUAUUAAUUGGUGUUUACAAGGUGAGCCGCCCCAGAGAUCAACUGAUGCUGGCAAUCGACUUAUUCCGGUGUUCCACUUCCGAGAGCCUCACGAUUUCCGACUCUACAUAGUGCACUAAGUUAGCUUAAAUUGAAAUGAAUUGAAAUGAAGCAAUCCGAAGUUGAUAGCAAUUUAUUUUACUCGUGAUCAUACUCUGCUUGAGAGGAAAAAUAUUGAUCUUCUAUAAGAAAGUACUAAUAAUAUAUAUGUUAUAUAGAUUUA
Tigriopus californicus is the source of this 734-nucleotide messenger RNA. Its product is annotated as mitotic spindle assembly checkpoint protein MAD2B-like. The record is from RefSeq and is a predicted model, not a curated record. Gene Ontology annotation, cellular component: zeta DNA polymerase complex. The transcript has a single exon. Bases 1 to 591 code for a protein of 196 amino acids. NCBI's taxonomy places the organism in Eukaryota, Metazoa, Arthropoda, Copepoda, Harpacticoida, Harpacticidae.